ACAGGAAGUGGUGUCAAUGUGUGCGUCGUUAUUUUCACUGCUGCUAGUGUUUUUGUCCUUAAAAAAAAAGAGCUAGCCUGCUAACAAAAACACGGGAUUUUUUGGGUCUGUUCAGGGAACAAAAUGAAACAUAACUCUAAUGUUCCUGCAUUUCUCACCAAGCUGUGGACUCUGGUGGAAGAUUCCGACACUAAUGAAUUCAUUUGCUGGAGUCAGGAGGGUAACAGUUUCCUCGUGCUGGAUGAGCAACGGUUCGCGAAAGAAAUCCUGCCAAAGUUUUUUAAGCACAAUAACAUGGCCAGUUUUGUCCGACAGCUGAACAUGUACGGCUUUCGCAAGGUGAUGCACAUUGACACCGGCAUAGUGAAGCAAGAACGGGAUGGACCGGUUGAAUUCCAGCAUCCUUACUUUCAGAACGGCCGAGACGAUUUACUGGAGAACAUAAAGAGAAAGGUGUCCAAUACCAGGCCAGAAGACAGCAAACUGAGGCAAGAGGAUCUGUCCAAAAUUCUGUCUAGUGUUCAAACUGUGCACGACAAACAGGAAAACAUGGACGCCAGGCUUGCCACUUUGAAACGUGAGAACGAGGCUCUGUGGAGGGAGAUGUCAGAUCUCAGGCAGAAGCAUGCGCAACAGCAACAUGCUAUAAAAGAGCUUGUGCAGUUCAUCCUCACGCUGGUCCAGAAUAACCGUGUGCUAAACUUGAAACGCAAGAGGCCUCUGCUAUUGAGCAGCAAUGGAAAGAAGUCAAAAUUCAUUUCGCAGAUCUACGAGGAACCAGUGGACCACGGCAACUCUGCAGUGAGUGGUCUGACGAACAACACUGACGUUGCCGAUGACGUCAUCAUCUGUGAUAUCACGAACGGAGACGCAGAAGUCACAGUGGACACAACGAGAGUGGUAGAUGAGGGGGAUGCUGAAAUAGUUGAGGUAGACUGUGACAACAGCGAGACCACGGAAAAGGUGAGCACAAAUGGACAAAUAUCAACAGACAAUACUCUUCAAACUGAAGGUGAAACAUCCAGAAGCUCGGUCGGCAUCCAACCAACCUGCAGCGCGUUGCAGUUAAACCAUUGUUCAGCUCUGAGUCAGGAGGACCCUGUGAAGAUGAUGGACUCCAUCCUCAAUGAGAGCGGCACCAUUUCUCAGAACAUUAACCUUUUGGGCAAAGUGGAGCUGAUGGACUACCUAGACAGUAUUGACUGCAGCUUGGAAGACUUUCAGGCCAUGCUGUAUGGAAAGCAGUUCUCCAUUGACUCCGGCAUUCUAGAGGAAACCAGCUCAAAAGGUGGAAAUGUUUCUGCUAAGACCAAGACUGAGAAUUACAAUGCAGAUAAACAGUUGAUUCAGUACACCAGCUGUCCCCUGCUGGCCUUCCUGGAUGGUUGCAGUCCUCUCCCCUCGGUUGCAGAACCACAGCCUGAAGGUCUAGACCAGGCUUCAGUGAGGCAGAACACAGAAGACACUGUGGACCUCCUGCAGUCAUCCCUGCAGACAGAAGAGGCUCCUCGCAGCUCAAUGAUCCGCCUAGAGCCCCUCACUGAGGCAGAGGCCAGUGAAGCCACACUCUUCUAUCUGUGUGAACUGGACUCAGACCUGCCUCCUGCUGACCCGCCCCAACUCGACGUCUAAUGAAGGGAAAGAAGCAAAAAGGACCAGAUGAUGUUUUUUUUUUGUACAUAUUCAUCAAAAUGAUGAUCUAUUUAUUUGAUGCAAUUUUUGGUACAUUUCUUGUCACCUUGAAUUAUGACAUUCCAUUAUGUCACAUCUGCUUUUUGAUCUUGUUCACUGUUAAUAAAUAAACAAGGGUUACAUUGCAGCAAGUUUGUUACAUGAGAUUGUAGCUUUUCUUAUUUUGUGUUUUCUUUGUCCUUUUUUAUAUUGAAUUCUGUGACUUCGAGAUUGGUUUGGGUUAGUCAUGUGACAUGGUAUAGAAGUGCCUGCGCUCAGAUCUCUGUACAUAACAGUACUCUUAUUAGUUCAAUAAUGUUCUGAAAGUACAGUGAUUUGCCUUUCUCUUUAUGCUUUGUCAGUAUCCCAAGCUUGUCAAUGAUAUUAAAAAAAUUGCAAAGAA
Messenger RNA from Pangasianodon hypophthalmus (striped catfish), 2074 nucleotides. It is a transcript of the gene hsf2, whose product is annotated as heat shock transcription factor 2. The transcript is spliced from 12 exons. Gene Ontology annotation, molecular function: DNA-binding transcription factor activity; sequence-specific DNA binding. The coding region runs from base 124 to 1632 and encodes 502 amino acids. The record is from RefSeq and is a predicted model, not a curated record. Lineage: Eukaryota; Metazoa; Chordata; Actinopteri; Siluriformes; Pangasiidae. Gene Ontology annotation, biological process: regulation of DNA-templated transcription.